UGUGGUCCGGUGGAACCCGCGGUGGUCUCGACGUCUACUUGCAUUUGUUUUGUUGGUGGCUUUCGGGAUUUGGCUUUCCAUUUGCUUCGUUUCGAUCGUUGGUGAAUUGUGUCAGGGGUUGAAUGGCACGUCACUGCCUGUGGGAGGAAAUAUUAAAUGAUUGUUGUAUGCAGUAGUUUUUCUUUCUUUUGCCUUAAUCGUCCCAUUAAUGUGGAGGAGCAGCAAAUAGGGAGAAACUUGUGGAGAAAGGGAUCUGGCGAGGAGCGCAAAUCAAAGCUAGAUGCCAGGGAAGAAAAGGUUGUUGGUCACAGGGGCGAGGGGAGGGGGAAAAGCAACAGGGAAGGCGAAUGUGAAGGGCAUGGGAGUAGGAAAGAGUUAGAAGGUACUAAGAGAGACGUGGAGAAAGUUUUGAGGUUGAGGAGAUGCUUGGAUGGAUUUUUAUUACUGAGUCAGAGUGGAAGUGGGAGAGGAAACGGAGUGAGGGAAGUGUGUCGCUUGUGAGACGGACUUCGGUCACUGCAUGCGGACUGUUGUCAAGUCGCUGAGGAAGUGUGGGCGUUAUUAAAGGGGAGAAGGGAAAAGGCAGGGAAGGGAAACGAAGGAGAGGAGGGAUGGGAGAAGGAAAAACUCAGAGGUAGUGAGGAGAAGGAUGAUGGAAAGAGAACGUAGCCUUUUGCUUCAACUUUGCGGAGUCUGCAACCACGCUGCAGCAGCCGUCGCAUUUGUGCUUGUUGCUCCCUCAAGGUUUCGCAAUCUGUUGAUAUAAACGUCGGCCUCUCAGUUCCCACUUCCCGGCUGUUGCGUUGAUCAGGAUCUUUUUGGUUUAGCGCCAGUCAUUGGUUUGGAAGCUGGUGUAUGUUGGGCGGCAGAGGGUUGCGUGAUUCCCCACAUGUUUCGCGAAGAGCAGUGUGUUUGAUGAUUGGAGUGUGAACUUCGCAAGAAGAGGAUCGAAGCCUUAGAUGCAGGUUUUGCGUUUGGAGUAAGGGGCGGGCAUGAGAAGCUGGAUAGGUUUUAUUAUUUGUAGUGGAAUUAGAGUGAAAUAAGAACAGAGUGAAGUGUCUGAGUGUUGCGAAGCGUGAAAGAGUGGAGCUGGAAAGUGAGGAAAAAUGAGAGGACCGUCCCUCUUCGGCUGCUUGCCAGUCUUGACGCCACACUGUUUGCUUCAGACAUUCAUGAAGAACAGCAAUGCCAUCGGUAUUACCUCAGAACCAGAGGUUCUUCCUCCUCCUCCCCCGUCGGAGGAAGUAUUUCCAUCUGAGGAUGAGGAAUCCACGUCGUCUGUGAUGGAGCCUGUUGCUCUACAGCGUGGUCUCACGCUUCUCAAGAGGCGGGUGAACAGUCAGAGCAUUUUCAAUUUGCCCUACUCGGACUUGAUGCUUGGGAAAUAUGAAGGAGGGUACAAACUCUGGGAUUGUUCCGUUGAUCUAGUAGAAACGCUGCGUCGAGAAAUCCAAGAUGGUCAGCUCUCAUUUCGUGGCAAGCGUGUGCUUGAGCUUGGUUGUGGACAUGGUCUACCCGGAAUUUUUGCCUGCUUAAAGGGUGCAUCUAGUGUCCAUUUCCAGGACUUUAAUGCUGAAGUAUUGAGAAAUGUUACUACAAAAAAUGUGCAAGCCAACCUGGAUCAAGCACGAAAGGGUCUCAUAAGAGUAAACUCGGUCAGUUCUGGUCUUGUAAGAGUAAACUCUGGCCUUUUAAGAGCGAACUCCAUCGGUUCCAAUGCCGAAAUGGCCACAUCACACAAGGGUCUAAUUGCAGAGCCUGAUGUUCAUUACUAUGCUGGGGAUUGGUCAGAUGUGCACAAUGUUCUGUCGGCAGUGCGGGUUUCACCUGGAACUACUGACAUCGGGGAUGAAGGAGCCUUCAACUUCAUGUUCACUGAAAGUGAAUUAUAUGAGCCUGUGCAAGAGACUGAAAUCAGAAGUGGUGGUCUUACUCGCACUGGCUCUCGAAAUCGGCUUGCCAGAAAGCUGUCCGGAAGUCAGGCUUGCGACAGAGGGCACACCAACACUACUCAAGAAGGUGGUUAUGACAUUAUUCUGAUGUCUGAGACUGUCUACUCAUUAACGUCACUUCCCAAGCUCUAUGAACUUAUUAAAAAGUGUACACGUCCUCCUUAUGGAGUUGUGUAUUUAGCGGCUAAAAAACACUAUGUUGGAGUUGGAGGUGGGACUCGACAAUUUAAGCGUCUAGUUGAGGAGGACGAGUAUGGACCUAUGGCAGCACAUCUUGUUGCUGAUUUUGCGGACAAUUCCUCGAAUGUUCGAGAAGUAUGGAAAUUCUUCUUCAGGUGACUUAACAAUUUCAAGAAGUACGUGAUAUGCUUACAUUAUGCAGGGAGCAAAUUAAAGGAGGUGGAGGUUUAUUGAAACUGUUGAGGACUCAUUAUGUUUUAUCGUUGGACUGUUGCGCAUCAGUUAUGAAGUCCAUUGCUGCCAGUGGCUACAAUUUUGGAAGUAAUUACUUUGGUAGAAUUGUAUAGUUGCCUAUAUAGUCCAUUCCUCUUCCUUAAAGGGAUGUACUUGAAGGUUCACGUUUUAGAGCAACAAGAUUGUCGAAAUUCACAGCCCAUGGAAAUAUUGCGGAUGUCAUUAUCCCAGAACUCACCAGCGUCUUCCAUUUCUUUAUCAAUCGAGGUUUACCAGCCGAGUGCAUGUCCUAAGUCUUAGCAAUAAAGGCAGUAACAUACCUGCAGUCUGGUUGCGAGUAGGUUAAGGUGCAAAUGUCAUCAAAACUCGUUGAUCAGUGUUUGUCUUUCAGCAGUUCUAGGUGUUGUCUUCAGAGAAUCGUAUUAGUCGGCAGCCUAGUGCAACUGUUCUCGACAAAUUAUUUCUUCACCAUUCUUUCAGUUCACGCAUCAUGAGCCAUCAUGAGAAAAAUGCUUUUGAAAUCAGCAGUUUACUGCCAAUAAGUCUUCAUUCCUAGUUAUUGUCUGAACUUGAGUGAAAAGUAGUGGAAAGCAUGGACAGGAAACGAGAUAUUCGUUCUUCAGAUGCUUGUUUCUGUUCAUUACAUACUGUAAAGUAGCAGAUUUCUUAAUAGUUCGAUAAUCUAUAUUUCCUUGCAUCAACCUUCAAUCAGGAAUAAAAAGAUCAUAGCAAUAAUUCUUCUGUUC
This is a messenger RNA of Physcomitrium patens, 3112 nucleotides long. RefSeq lists its product as uncharacterized. NCBI's taxonomy places the organism in Eukaryota, Viridiplantae, Streptophyta, Bryopsida, Funariales, Funariaceae. The record is from RefSeq and is a predicted model, not a curated record.